CAAGGUCAACCCGAUCCCAAUCCCCAAACCCGCAAGCAAUCACGAACGCCGCGAGCGGAGCAGGAGCUGCGCCACCGAGGGCGAGCGCGGCGGCAUGGCGGCGCCACCGUCGCACCCUUUCGUCUACAUCGACGCCGAGGCGCUCCACGCCGUCCUCCCCUUCCCGUCCCUCAUCUCCCACCUCCGCGACGGCCUCCCCGCCUUCUCCGGGGACAUCCACUGCCCGCACCGCGUCUCCUUCCCGCUCCCCACCUCGCCCUCCGCCGCGCUCCUCCUCAUGCCGUCCUGGUGCGCGCAUCCCUCGCUCCCCUACCUCGCCCUCAAGGCCGUCACCUCCUUCCCGGCCAACUCCCCGCGCCUCCCCUCCGUCCACGCCGCCGUCUCCCUCUUCAGCUCCGCCACCGGCGUCCCCCUCGCCUCCCUCGAGGGCUCCGCGCUCACCCUCCUCCGCACCGCCGCGGUCUCCGCGCUCGCCGCCUCCCUCCUCGUCUGCCCCUCCAGGCCCCCCUCCACCCUCGCGCUCGCGGGGGCCGGCGCCCUCGCGCCCUACCUCGCCGAGGCGCACCUAUCCGCCCUCCCCUCGCUCUCCCGCAUCUUGGUCUGGAACCGCACCAAGCCCAAAUCCGCCGCGCUCGUCGCCAAGCUCCGGAGCGCGCACCCGGGGGUCGCCGUCGAGGAGGUGGACGGCAUGGACGAGGCGGUGUCCGCGGCGGACAUCGUGAGCUGCGCCACGGGGUCGCAGGAGCCGAUCGUGCGCGGGGAGCUGCUCAGGCCCGGGGCGCACCUGGACCUGGUGGGUUCUUUCACGCCGGCGAUGCGGGAGUGCGACGACGAGGCCCUCCGUCGGGGCAGGGUGUUCAUCGACUUCGAGGCCGCGAUGGAGGAGGCCGGGGAGCUGGUGGGCGCGGUGCAGCGCGGCGUGCUGCGGAGGGAGGACGUGGCCGGGACGCUCGCGGAGCUGGCCGCCGGGACUGUGGCCGGGCGGCGCAGCGAUGAUGAGAUCACCGUGUUUAAAUCCGUUGGCACCGCAGUGGUCGAUCUCUUGGCGGCGCAGCUCGCCUACGAGAACUACAUUGCAACCAAGAACGCAUGAUCUUGAUAGAUUCAUGGAUUGCAAGAAGGCUUUUCAUGUUGCAUAUCAUACAGUAUGUUCCUUCCAAAUAAAUAAACUGAUCAGAUGAGUGCUCCUGAUCAUUCUCCGUGGCAUAGCCACUCGUUGGAUGGAUUGUAAUAAGAAUGUGUUGUUGUCUCA
Molecule: messenger RNA, 1252 nt
Organism: Lolium perenne
Lineage: Eukaryota; Viridiplantae; Streptophyta; Magnoliopsida; Poales; Poaceae
Product: protein SAR DEFICIENT 4
Cellular component (GO): cytoplasm
Source: RefSeq, a predicted model, not a curated record